GUGACCACUUCUGCCAGUAAUCGUUGUACUGUAGAGAAAUGCGCAAGCGUUAAGUUCUUAAACUACAUGUAAAUUUUGUUGUUAUUUCUUGCAUUUUCAUAAUAUAAGCUUUUCAAAUUCAGAAUGUGCGACAGCAAGGAUUCCACAGCGUUGUAUGAAUCCAAGCAGUCACCGCUAUACAAUGCCAGCUUGGAGUGCAUUGAUCCGUUCGAUUCGUCAUUUGACGAAGCCAAAUUCUUCGACCAAUCCAUGGUGAACGGCAAAACUAGUUCUAUCACGAAAUGUAUCCGCAAGGCGGAACAGAAGGCAUUCGUGAGAAACCAUCUGAAGCGCUACAUAUGUAAACGCGACCGAACGUUAGUGCGUUCAGAUAGUUGUAGCAAACACACUGCUAACCAUGGCUAUCAUCGAAUAUCUCGCCACGUGCUACGACCCAGUUUGAUGAUCUGGGCGAACAUGACUCGUUUUUUUAUCCGAGUAGUCAAUGACUCCGAAGCGAUACUGAUCUUGCGGUCCGUGUAUCUCUUGGGCGCCGACAAAAGCCUGGAGUCAGCUUUUAACGGAGUUUUGCGCAUGAAACCUGGCUACGCGUUCGAUAUCGACUGUACGGUAGAGAACUACGCUCAAAGUGCCCCGUAUUCAAUAGUACUGAUGGCAACGGCUGUUGGAAGUUCGAUCGAAAUAGUCGAACUGUAUCACACGAAAUGGUUAAGAAACUCUAGGAUCGUAGGAACACCUCUCAAUUUGGAUAUACUGCGUUGUCAGGUAGUUCUUGACUCUCUUAAGGAACUGUAUAGAAAUCAUUUCAUGGAUUGCGCUUACUAUGCUCAAGAUGAUCGUAAAUGCUUGAAUAAACUUCGUGCGUUUAACAAAGAAGGGCUAACUCCUACGAACUAUAUAGAACAGUUGCGUCUACUAAAUAUGAUCGAAGAUUACGAUAUGCAGUCAAUACUAGCAACAUAUACGAUAAAGGGAGUUACCCUUGUACCCGCAGAGAAAGAUUACCAUUACUUGAUAAGUUUAUGUCAAUUUAUCGUACCACCAACACUACUCGAGAAAGAUAAUUGCGUCAGAGUUUCGGUCGAUCGUUUUUCCAAUAAUCGCGGCAUAUAUGUGGAGCAUAUCAACGGAUUAGUAGAAUCGAUCAGUGAAAAUGCGAUUACUAUCACUAUGCGAGAGAGGGUCCGCUUCCAAAUGCCGUGCUCUGUCGAGUUUUUCCUAAACCGGACCCGGUAUAAGCUGGAGUAUAAUGCACUUGAUCUACUACGUUCGGUGGACUUGACAAAAUUUUUGUUCCCAAAGACCACUUCCAGAAACCCCGGAGAGCAAAUAAUCGCUUCUGUACCGAAGUUCAAUUGGUUUCAGACUUUUAUCGGAACAAACCGAGAGCAAAUGAGAGCUGUCCGGAAUAUAGUACACAGGACCUCUUUUCCGGCACCCUACAUUGUUGUCGGACCCCCAGGCACUGGGAAGACGGCCACCAUCGUGGAGGCUGUACUACAAAUCUGGAAGACCCAACCUCAAGCACACAUUUUGCUUACUGCACCCUCCAACAUUACGUGUGAUGAGCUUACCGAGCGAUUGAGAGUAUUUGUUCCUGAACGAGAUUUGUUUCGGUUUUAUUCACGCUCACAGGAACAUAAACUUGACAGUGUGGAUGUUAAUAUUUUGGCGCUUUCUAACCUUGCGACGGGCGUUCAUGAAAUUCCAUCGUACCAGCACGUUUAUGGCAGCCGUAUUGUCGUCAGUACCAUGAACAAUUGUGGUCGCUUUGCACAAGCCUCCAUCUGUCCCACGGUAUUUGACUAUAUAUUUAUUGAUGAGUGUAAUAGCGCGAAGGAAAUUUCCGUCCUGGUACCAAUUGCUGGAAUCGGGACGACCUAUUCAGCAAUCAAUGCAAGCGUGAUACUUUCGGGUGAUCCAAAACAGCUUGGUCCUAUAAUUCACUGUGCAUAUCUCAAGCAAACUGUUCACCGGAAAUCCAUGCUAGAGCGUUUGAUGGGUCUUGAUAUAUACAGGCGAGAUCCUAGCACUGGUCAGUAUAAUGCAAAUGUUAUCACUAAUCUGAUAGACAGCUAUCGAUCGCAUGGCAGCCUAAUACAUCAUUCCAACGAUUGUUUCUACGGAAGUGAACUAAGGCCCCGGAUAAUGUCAUCCUCCACCGAGUGGGUGCUGCAUUGGAACUACUUGCCUAAUCCAAAAUUCCCCAUAAUUUUCCACUCUAUCUCCGGACUAACUCGGUUCGACAAGCGGUUGUACAGUUCGUACAACAAAGAAGAAGCGCAGACGGUGGUUUUGUACGUCAAGAAGAUGUUGUCAGAUGGAAUCAACGGACGAUCAAUCUCCGAGGAAGAUAUCGGUGUCGUGACCCCUUAUACAAAACAGGCGUCCUAUUUGCGAAAAAGCUUCCUCAAUAAUGACUGGCAGAACAUUGAGGUGGGAUCGGUCGAGCAGUAUCAAGGUCGCGAGAAACCGAUAAUGAUUCUAUCGACGGUACGCUCCAAUGACACAAAGGUGGGAUUUUUGUCAAACUGCAAGCGACUCAAUGUUGCCAUUACCCGUGCGCGUGCCCUAAUGAUUAUCAUUGGCAAUCCGGCUGCCUUGCAAUGUGACCCUCAUUGGUACCGCCUACUGCGGUACAUUAAGGAUAACAAAGGUUUAAGGGGAGGAAACUUUGCGCUUGAGAGAAUGGUGGUAGAUUUUUCGAAAACCCCAGCCGGUUUUGCGAUGGAGGAGGAUGAAUUUGCAUAAAAGUCAAAAUGUUAUUUACAUUAAAGUCCUGCUAUUGUAUUAUAUUAGUGUUAGUAUUCAAUUUUAGUUUUAAUGCAACUGUACAUAAAUGUAGAUUUUUAUAUGUUUAAAAACUGACAGGAAUUGAAUACCUAUUUCCUAUUUCAUUGUUUAUAUUUAAGUUUUACAAAACAAAUCACGUUUUUAUGGAAUAAAGUUAAAGUUAAUAACUAUUUUUGUCGCGAACGGAUUUUGGCGAUUUAUAUACUAAAUGAAUCGGAAAUUCCGUAAGAUUUGUUUAAUAUGCUAUACAUUAGAUUCCCCUGGUUUGUAGAUGGUUAAAAUUCAUGAAAACUUUAAGCGUUUCCAUUUUCCCAUACAUUUGUUCUGUCCAUUUGUGUGCUUUCCCGAACAGAGCUUUCAAUAACGAGCAACUUAUCGACGACCAACGGAGG
Messenger RNA from Toxorhynchites rutilus septentrionalis, 3185 nucleotides. Its product is annotated as putative helicase MOV-10. The transcript has 6 exons. The record is from RefSeq and is a predicted model, not a curated record. Bases 124 to 2751 code for a protein of 875 amino acids. Lineage: Eukaryota; Metazoa; Arthropoda; Insecta; Diptera; Culicidae. Gene Ontology annotation, molecular function: RNA binding; 5'-3' RNA helicase activity.